Passer montanus (Eurasian tree sparrow) is the source of this 3312-nucleotide messenger RNA. RefSeq names its product elastin microfibril interfacer 3 (gene EMILIN3). Gene Ontology annotation, molecular function: protein binding. Gene Ontology annotation, cellular component: extracellular matrix. Bases 170 to 2632 code for a protein of 820 amino acids. The transcript has 4 exons. The record is from RefSeq and is a predicted model, not a curated record. Lineage: Eukaryota; Metazoa; Chordata; Aves; Passeriformes; Passeridae.
GCAGGGCAGGGGCCGGGCAGGGCGCAGCGGGCGGCGCUCCGCUCCGCUCCCCUCCGCAGCGCUGUCCCGGCGGGGCCCCGCGUCCUCCCCAUCCCGUCCGGUCCCAUUCCAUCCCCUCGUAUCCCAUCCCUCCCGUCCCGUCCCGUCCCUCUCCACCGCCGCCGGGACCAUGCGGCGGGCGCGGGCGCUGCGCCGCCGCGGAGCGCUGCUCGCCUGCCUCUCCCUGGGGACGCUGCUGGCCCUCGCCGACGCCAAGGGCGCCUUCUACCCCCCCGCCGCCCCGCUGCCCUUCGGCGGCAGGUACAGCCUCUACACGGCCGGUUCCAGCCCGCAGCUCGGCGCCGGCAAGCCCGUGGGCAAGCACAAGAGCUACUGUGCCUACGUGGUGCAGCGCAACGUGACGUGCACGCUGCAGGACGGGGCCGAGAGCUAUGUCAAGGCUGAGUACCACAAGUGCAGCUGGGGACCCAAGUGCCCAGGGAAAGUGCUGUACCGCACCUUCUUCAGGCCCAAAUACAAGAUUGGAUACAAGACAGUGACCGAGCUGUCCUGGAGGUGCUGCCCAGGCUUCAUGGGAGAAGGGUGCCAUGACAGCCCAACAGACCAGCCUGGCCUUCUGCCCCAGCAUCCCAGCCCUAAAAUGCCCCCUGGGCAAAAGAUGUUUCCAAUGCCCAGACUUCCUCCCUAUCCCAAAAGCCACCCUGACCUGUUUCCAGGACCAAAGAAGAAUCAAUAUGGCAGGAAGCUGCCUGGCCUCUUCGGGGACCGCCUGGAUCGGCUGGAGGAGGAGGUGAGGCGCCUGUCCCAGUCCUACGACAGCCUGCACACCAUGGUGAGUGGGCUGGGGGACCGCCUGCGGUUGGCCAUCCAGGAGGACACCACCAAGAUGAUCGGCUCCCUGAUGAACAGCCCAGGCACGCCAGACUCAUCCGUGGGCUUCGGCAUCAUUCCCGACGGCCUGGUGGAUGUGGCGGACAAAGCUGACAUGGCCACCUACCCUCCCGUAGGGGACAUCCUGACCAAAGUGACCGAGGUGAGCGACGUGCUGAAAACCAAGGCAGAUCUGCUGCACGAGGUCCGGGGCAUGGUCCUGGACCACGACGGGCAGAUCAAGCACCUGCUGGAGUCCUCCCGGCCCUCACCCCUCACCUCCAUCGACCUGCUGGAGGAGUAUGUGGACACCAGGCUGAGCAGCCUGCGUGGAGAGCUGCUGGAUGGCUUCGAGAAGAAGCUGGGCAAGAUCCAGACCACGUGUGAUUUCCGCAUCCAAGAGGUGCGGCAGCAGUGCGAGGAGGAGAAAGCCGCCAACCUGCGGCUGCAGCAGACGCUGGAUGGGAAGGAGCUGGAGAUCAAGAAAGAGAUCUCUCAGCUGGAGACCCAGAUCCAAGGGCUGACGGUGGUGGAAAGCUGCUGCAGCAACCUGGACUACCUCACCGAUCGCAUGAACAUCCUUGAGAAAGGCCUUCACAGCAUCUCUGAGUCCCAGAAGAACCUGCACUCACGCCUGGAUGGAGAAAUCUCCACUGCCACCCUAGGGAACCUCUUUGAAGGGCGCUUCGAGGACCUGGAAGCCAGGCUCAAUGACACAGAGAGGGAAAUGGGGAGCUGCUGCUCUGGUAUAGAGGACAGCAUGAAAGGCACAGUGGUGGCAGAGGUGGAUGGCAUGAGGACUGCUUUUGAAGACAAAAUGCAGACCCUGGAGGACAGGUUCAUGACCAUUGUGGGGGAGCUGAACAAUGUCAGCUCUCCCAUGGGCAUGGACGGAGCAGUGGUGCCUGUGCUGGAAGGGGAGCUUGCCAGCAUGAGGAAACGGACAGAUGAGACACUGGAGGCGUUGCAGAAUCGCCUCAUCACCCUGGAGACCACCUGCUCCCUGGGCUGCACCUCUGCCUCCAAAGAUGUGGAGACCUUUCGGACGGAGAUCGAGGACUGCCAGAACAAGAACCAGGACCUGCUCCUCCGGAUGGACAGCAAUUACGACCUCCUGCGCAAGCUGAACGCCACCAUCCUGGAGAUCCAGCGGCGAAUCGAGGAGGAGGCAUCGGGGGCUUUGCAAGGGGAGAUCACCUUGCUGAAGAUCAACCUGAACACUGUGAGCAAGUCUCUGACAGGGCUCAAGGACUCCGUUUCCCAGUACUCAGACACCGUGACACAUGUCAACUCCUCACUAGAUGAGCAUGAGAGGAAGAUUGAGGAUGAGGUCCACUCCAUCCAGGAGAAAGUCAACGACCAAGGUUCCCAGCUUUUCUUCAGCAACCGCCGCGUCCUGAACCUCAAGGGAGACCUGGAGCGACUCAAAGCCAGGAUUGUCAGCGACCUGAGCUCCUGCAAGAGCGUGGCCCACGGCCUGCAGCAGGAGGUGUCUCGCUUCGACGAGCGGGUGGCGCGGGUGGAGAGCGCCUGCGGCAGGCUGGGGGCCAUCCCCGGCAGCCUGGACGACAUCAGGGAGGAACUGGAGAAACACACAGGCAGUCUGUGGGACUACAUGGACCACAUGAACGGGACACUGGCUGCCCACUCUCAGGAAAUAACAGGACUGAAGGACAACUUGCUUGACUGCCAAGCCAAGGUCUCUGAGCUGGCAGAACAGGUCGGGCACUUGGAGGAGAAGGCGGAGAGAAGGCAGCACUAGCUACAUUGCCAUGCCAUGUGUCUUCCUUCUCCUGCUGUGAAGGACAGGAUUAAAUUAUAUCACACAGACUCACUCCAAUGUGACAACAGUUCUUGGGAUAACUUUUUUUUAUGAAAAGCUGCUACAUUUUUUUCCCCUUAAUCUUGUUGGUCCCACUUCUCCUUAACUCCACCGUGCUGGUGCUCCCCUCCUGAUGCUCAGCAACUGUCCUGACCCUGGCACAGCAGUGUCACUGCCUCCUGGCUGGAGGUGUUGCUUUGGCUCCUGGGCUGAUGACCCCAGAGGGACAAUUCAAGAGUAAGCUGGAGGCAGAAACAUUUUUUUUUAAUUUCAUUUUUGUGGAUUUAUCAUUUCUUGAAGAAUAAAACCCUGUAGUUAUCAGCUGAGGAAUAGUUUCUCUGACCUAAAGACCACCUGCAUCUUAAUCCAGAGACUGAACAGAGCCAGGGCUCCUUGCAGGGAACAAAACUCACCACAGGAAUCGUAGAUUUCAAAGAACACACGUAUUCACACGUCCCUCCGGGAACUGGCUUCCCUUCUCCGAGAUGGCAGCCCUCCUUGUGUAUGGUAAAUCCAUUUAUAAUGCUCCCUCCUCCAUGCAGAUGCAUAUGCCUUAUGGAGCAUUAGGAUGUGCAUUAGGAAAACACAUAUGCAUAUAUAUAUAUAUAUAUAUGGUAUGU